CUCCUACUGAGCAAGAUAUGUUGCGGCAGCAGCCAUAAAGUUUACUGCACUGAUUUCUAACACACUUAGAUUUACAUCAGCACAUUCAAACUGGCAAAACUACCUGUGAAAGCUUACACACAACAAUAUAUUGGGUGGAAGACAAGCCAAGUCCAUUGUGUUGGAACCAUGGUCGUUGGGAAGAAGUUGGCCAAAGAGUCCCUGCUGCCGUCUGUGCUGGAGGAUGAUGACGCGGAGACUGAGAGCGAGAGAGCGCAGCUGGGUGGGAUAGGGAGCCGACCACCCAGCAGACCCAGGAAAGCUUUCAGUAGGGGAAGUGUUGACCGACAGACAGUGACCCGGUCAGGGUCCGGCCGCCACUCUAGCCCUGAGGGGGAGGUGUCAGUCAGGAGUGAGAGAAAGGAGGAUGAGGAGGAGGAAGAAGAGGGCAGUGGAGUUGGCGAUGGAGACUCACAGGAGAGGGGGAAGGAAUGUGUCAUCACAGCUUCAGAUGAGGACUAUGACACAGACUUGGAGCUGGGAGAUGUGAAGGAGGCGUAUGACCCGACGGGCCAGACUCGAUACAGGGAGGCGUGUAGAAUGUUCAACGUAGUCCCUGUAUCCUAUUUCCUGAAACACAUGGGCAAUACUGAGCUAACCAUGAUGCACCAUGGCCUCGGGCCUCAGGGCACCAAAGCACUGGCGGUUUCCUUGGUAACCAACACUUCCCUCCUGAAGCUGAACCUCAGGGAUAAUUGCAUGGAAGGGACUGGCGGGGCUGCCAUGGCCGAGAUGUUAAAGGAGAACUGUUACAUCACAGAGGUGGACCUGGGGGAGAACAGGCUGGGGGAGUGUGGUGCCCAGACCCUGUCCAGUAUGCUGCAGGAGAACACCACACUGGUCUCACUCAGCAUGUCUGGGAACGAGCUGGCUGACCGGGCCGCACAACACCUGGCCCAGACCCUGACCUCCAACACCAAGCUGGAGACCCUAGACCUCAGUCACAACACCAUAGGAGAUGCAGCAGGUCAGGUCCUGGGACAUGCUAUCGCUGAGAACACAGGGCUGAAAUCAUUGAGUCUGGCCUGGAACUGUAUACGUGGGAAAGGAGCGGUGGCUUUGGCUAAAGGCCUUGGGGCCAACAUAUUCCUCAGAACACUGGAUCUGUCUUACAACGGCCUGGGUAAGGAUGGAGCCGUAGCUUUAGGAGAGGCUCUCAAAGACAACAACACUCUAGAGGACCUCAAUAUAAGUAACAAUCGAAUACCCCCUGAAGGUGCGAUCCGCUUCACCAUGGGCCUCAAAGUAAACAAGACAAUAAAAAAACUCAAUAUGGGGAGGAAUCCUAUACAGACUGCCGGGUGUUACGGAGUCCUGAAAGCAAUCCAGGGAAACGCAGAAUCAGCUAUGGAGUGCCUGGACUUUUCUGACAUAACAGUGAAUCAGGACUUUGAGGAUUUGUACGUUGCCUUAAAAGACAUAUUCCCAAACAUCAGAGUCAAACAUGGAGGAAGAAUCGACACAUUCAGAAAACCAAAGGCCUAAUGGCCUGGUUUGACCCAUCAAGAGGAUAUACUUUCUUCAAGACAGCAAAGCAUCUGGAAUAUCAGAUGUUUAUGAAUUCUAGGUGAAUUGAAUGGCACAAUGCAUUGACAACCUUUCUCACCUACAGCACCAAGACAACUUGUCAAUUGUAUUGAAGAACUACAGUACUUGUACUUUACAUCUUAGCUUGUGGAAGUGGGUAUUGAAUUUUUGGGAACAUCAUGAUCUGUAUAAAUGAUAUAUUGCUUUCACAUCCUAUCUGUACUGUGUACAUUUCUAUAUGGUCUGUGUUGGACCAUGUGUACAGAUAAUAGGGCCUACCCACCAGACCAUCACACUCAUAUUUUCAACCUGGACUCGGGGGUAGACGUUAUAUAGUAAACAAAAUCCUGGGCACUCCAAUUAGGGUGUGAAUGUUAUUUGUAAUUAGAUAGAGAAAAUCGGACCUCUCUGAGAUGAAAAUGGAUGGCCAUCCCUUCAGCGAAGUUUAUUUGACCUAAACCCUCCCUAGACAUUUGAAAAAUAACAAGUGACCCUCCCCUAUACCCAAAAGAAUAAUGAAAACCUAAAGUGGAUAGCAAAGAACAUCCUUACCUCACUUCUUGGACAGACCAGAGCCUUAUGCCGUUUUAGAAACUGUUCUUAGUCCUGUAAGCAUCACAUGGCAACACAUGGCUUGGGGUCCAGAAGAUUGUGGGUUCACAGACCACUAUGGACCACAGUAGGGGUGGGAAAAGUAUUGAAUUGAUCUAUCAUUGUAUUUCCAGGUCUGAGAGAAAAAAGUGCCUUUUGUAAAAAUGUCAUGCAAUUCUGCAUCAUUUUACAUACUGUAUUUACAAAAUAUUUUUUAAUACCACACAAAUUACUGAAAUUACAGGCUAAGAAUGGACAGAGAGAUAGGCCUAUGUGUUCAUCUUAUCAUAUUCCUCCAAUGCCAAAUCAGUGUGUCUUAUUUGCAAUGAAACUCUCCCUGUUUGCAAAUAAUGAAAUCAGAAAUGUCAUAAGGAAUCUGAGCAUGGUAGUUUCAAAAGUUAGGUCUACCUUUCCACCCCAGACAGUAGGCCUACCUUUCCACCCCAGACAGUAGGCCUACCUUUCCACCCCAGACAGUAGGCCUACCUUUCCACCCCAGACAGUAGGCCUACCUUUCCACCCCAGACAGUAGGCCUGCCUUUCCACCCCAGACAGUAGGGCGACUGACACAGACAAAUGUAAGCUUUAACUGCUGGCUACUCUUCUUCCUUGGCUUAACCCAACAGAGGUAACAAGUGUUUUCUAAAAGCUGUCUGAGUUUAAACAUCUUCUAUUGUACAGAAUGUAAAUAGCUUAAUCAAUUGAUAGUGACAGAAUUAGAUUACUUCCCAAGCAACCAUGUUCUGUCUCCUCGGCUAUAAAAGAUUGUAGCUCAGUCUCUGAAUGUCAAAGAAAUUAAACAAUGAUAUCCCCCAUAUGCAUUCAUGUCUUUCUGGUGUAUUUUACAGCUUGUUUCUAGCAUAAAGCAUUGCGGACCAAAGUGCUGUUAUUGAUCACUUUAUAACAUUUUUGCAAAAUCUUAAACUAACAAUGUGCCUGUGCUUUUUGCAUUUUCUUUAAUAAAAGGUAGGCCUAUGGCAUACCCUCUCAUACCCCGUCAA
This is a messenger RNA of Oncorhynchus kisutch (coho salmon), 3158 nucleotides long. It is a transcript of the gene lrrc74b, whose product is annotated as leucine rich repeat containing 74B. The record is from RefSeq and is a predicted model, not a curated record. Gene Ontology annotation, molecular function: protein binding. The transcript is spliced from 11 exons. Lineage: Eukaryota; Metazoa; Chordata; Actinopteri; Salmoniformes; Salmonidae. The coding region runs from base 169 to 1524 and encodes 451 amino acids.